This is a messenger RNA of Salvelinus fontinalis (brook trout), 3106 nucleotides long. RefSeq names its product mucin-2-like. The transcript is spliced from 2 exons. Lineage: Eukaryota; Metazoa; Chordata; Actinopteri; Salmoniformes; Salmonidae. The record is from RefSeq and is a predicted model, not a curated record. The coding region runs from base 254 to 1969 and encodes 571 amino acids.
AGUGAGGCAAGAGAAAUGUCUGUAUUAUACCAGACUAGGGCCUCGCAGCCUUCUACAGCAGCUGCUUUCUGGGCUUCACGUACAGCAAACUAAGGGGAGCUCUUCCAGCUGAGACACACCAACUCAUAUAGGCAUUCUGCUUUUUGUGAACUUGGAGCAGGUUAAUGAAGGCCAGGAUUCUAGGGUUAAAUCCUGUGUAGGCUCUGUCAGUCAUCAGGACACACCAGAUUUCAGAGGAUAACCGGAAACAGCAAUGGAGGGAAAGCGUCUUGUUUUUGUGUUGUUUUUGUGGAUGCUGCCACUGGGACUGAAAAGCACAGUGACACUUCAGCCUAACAGCCACUCCUCCGACUUCAGGAGCAGUGAGGUUACUGCAACUUCAGACAAAGUUUCACCCUUAGAAAUGGCACAAGAGCACCUCAACAAUGCACCAGAUGAAGGAAACCAUAGCACCGUAGCACCUUCAUUUGAGUUGAAGUUCACAGUGAAGAGUGAACCACAGACUCCAGAUCAGGUGUCCACCAGAUAUAUCAGCUCUUAUCUGCCUUCAAUCCACCCUUUGAGUACGAGCACAAAGAGGAACUCCCAGUCAUCUCCUGACCGCCAAACAACCAAAUAUAACGGAGCCAGGGAAACUUCGCCCACUAUGGGGAAUCAGCCUCCGGUAAGCCGAGUUACACCCUCGAGCCAGGGCAAAGUAAGUCCAACAGCAUCACCUAGACCUUCUGAGUUUUCCUCUCAAACAACCUCACCGACAACAAUUCAACCAACAGAGAUCCAAACAGGGACUGGUCCAACCAAUCGUCCGAUGUCGCAGUCCAACGACUCCACAGAGAGGACCCGACCCACGCCAACUGGUGUUGGAUUUGGAGUGACACCGACUAGAGCCGAAUUUACUUUGAACACAGGUGGGAAGGCUCAAUUGCCCAGCACUUCCUCCCAGGCCCCAGUCACAAGCAGGAAAUCAACCCCUUCACACCCCACUGAAAGAGGUCCAACAGGCCCAUCUGAGCUGCCUAGUGCUGCCACCCUACCUCCCUCUAUAACCAUGACCAAAUAUUUUACCCACAUCUCCACUCCAUGGACGUCGACCCAGCCCGCCAAGACCCUUGCCACCACUGCAGCCUCUGUUACUGCUAGUAUUGCCGUUACCAGCACCAAGGGCCAAUCCCCACUAAUGGUCCCCACUACAAAACAUGUCGCUACUGCCACCACCACGACAAAAAAUAAACCAAAGCCAUCUCCGUCAAAAAUGGCAAACAAAGACAGGAGCAAAACGACAGGGAACCAUGGCACAGUGGUGGCUGUACUGAUUGGUGUGACACUGGUUCUGAUGUUUGUCAGUUUUGGGGUCAUCUUUGUGAGGAAGCGCAGACAUCAGAGGAUGCAGCUGCAGAAUACAGCCUGGGCCGGCCCCUCUCCGUUUCUGGACAGUGGAGUCCAGUCUCGACUGGAUAAUGACGAUAGCAGUGACGUCCACCUGAGGGGCUCCAAUCGAAUCUCCUUCUCUGGCUUCCUGUCUCAGCGACUCUCCAAGAGGCUGUCUCUGCUCCAGGAGACUGACGAGGAAUUCCGGAUGGGUGAGAUUCCGACAGGAAGUACAUUUGGAAGAGAAACCGUUUCAGAUGAUGUUCAACCGAGUAACGGGACUGCUGCAGUGCACAAAGAAAAGACCCAGACUGAGGAAGUGCAACCUCUGGACAACUCUUCAUCUCCUCCCCCAUCGACGUCUUCAGAGACCACUGCCACAGCACACACCCAUGACCAUCAGCCUCCUACUUCCUUGCAGGUUGUUGAUCUGGGGCCAGACAAUGCUCCAAAUCGCUCUCCCUCUCGUACACCAUCAGAUAUCCCAGAAGCUAUUCCUCCACCACUAUUGGAUGUUUACCUGGGUCCCCCCUCAGACCAGGCCAGCCCCCCUCCACCAGAGAGCACAGAUCUUCCCACCCCACCCCCUGACCUGCCUUAACCAGUCUCCAAGCAGAUAGUAACACACAGAAAACCUACUCUCCUACCCCUCUACACAACAAAGGAAACCACUCCCGACAAAAAACAACUCAAACUGAUGCUCAUCAGUGUUCCGCUUACUUCAUCUAUAGCUCUUUCUGAUGAACCAUUUCAUGAAAUGGAUCUUCAACUAGGCCUAUAGCCAGUUUGAUUGUCAAAACCAAGCCAAUCCAUUUCCCUAUUUAAUGGUAUAACUUUGACAUUGGCCACAAUGUGAUUUUUAACACAUUAUCCCUGUGGUCUUUCUUUGGUAUUAAGAAAACCAAAUGUACACUGAGAACGCUUUCCCAAAUGUUUUGAUUCAAGUCAGAUCCGUAUUCAUUCAGCCUGACCAAUCUGUAGCAGUGAGAUUUAUUUCAUGCUACAACAAUUGCUUUUUCUCCUGUGUACUUUUUGGAGGAAAACACAGUGACAUAAGGGCCUAAACAUCAGCAUCAUACCCAGUGGUGAGAUAAUUCAGAGAAGGAUGCACUGCUGAAGUAAUGUAAUUCUGUGUGUGCACGUGUGGCAAGUGAACAUUUCCAGUCACUGCAAAAAAAACAUAUAUAUAUAUAUAUUUUUUUAAAAUAUUUUUUUUAAAUCGACCCAGGCUGAGACAUUCAUUGGGCAAAAUGGUGAGAGAGGAAGUUCUAAAAGGAAAUGAAACGAGGGGGUGAAUUAUAUAAUUAAACUGAGAAACGAUAGAUAGAAAGGGAUAAAAUGAAUGUGAAAAUGUGAGAAAGAGUGAGCAGGGAGUUAGACUCUCAGUGGGGCUGGCCCGAUACCAUUAGUGAGUGCGUUACUGCAGUGUUGCAGUCACUCCUAGUGUAUUUCAGAGCUGUACAUCAGUACACUAACAGUAGAGAGAGCGGACAGGCCACAGAGACAGAAAGAGGGAAAUGUCAGACCCACAAAUAGCGCCUCAAUGUCUCAUCUGAAGAGAAACCACAGAAACAUUAAGAUGGGAGACGGAAAGCAACAACCACUUCCACACACAAUUAUUUCCAUCUACACAUAUUCUUACCUGUUGACAAAUGAGAGUUGUGAUAUGCUCAUUGUUCAUCAACCAUGUAUUUAUGCAAUAAAUCCGCUGAUAUGCAAUAAAUCCGCUGAUGGUAAA